This is a messenger RNA of Dendronephthya gigantea, 1748 nucleotides long. Its product is annotated as short-chain dehydrogenase/reductase family 16C member 6-like. Bases 437 to 1360 code for a protein of 307 amino acids. The record is from RefSeq and is a predicted model, not a curated record. Gene Ontology annotation, molecular function: oxidoreductase activity, acting on the CH-OH group of donors, NAD or NADP as acceptor. NCBI's taxonomy places the organism in Eukaryota, Metazoa, Cnidaria, Anthozoa, Malacalcyonacea, Nephtheidae. The transcript has 4 exons.
UAUAAGUAGACUUGUGCUCAAACAUCUUUUGCAACUGAGGUGAAUAUGCCUGGUUUCCAGUAACUUUUUUUGUGUCUGAGUGACUCAACCAGAACUAAUUUCUUUAACACAUGGAGGAUCUCAAGAAGUCCUGUGGAUAGUUUUUACAAGAAACCAGCUUGAAACCUGUAAUUACUAGUAAUAGUAUUGAGCGUUCACGGCAUUAAGGAGAUUAUGCGCAACUAAUGAAGGUCGUUCAAGGAUAAUUAGUGUCUCAAAUUACUUGAGACUUGCAAGGAAAGCGCAUGUCCGGAUUUGAGGUGGAACUAAUGAAGGUCAUUCAAGGGUAAUUAAUAAGAAGGUACAAAGAUCAAUUAUGUUGAAUGUAAUAAGGCCAUGUUGACAUGGUUGUUUUGUAAAUAGCUCUCCUCAGAAACACCAAAAUCACGCGAAAAUUAUGGCCUCGUUGCUUGUCGAAACCUUGAAAUUUAUUGGCCUGUUAUUCUGGCAAAUUAUUACCGCGAUUGUAAUGUGGUUUGUUCCAGCUAAAAAGAAAGAUGUUCGUGAUGAAAUAGUUUUGAUCACAGGAGCAGGGAGUGGAUUGGGUCGUUUAAUGGCCCUGCGUUUCGCGUCUCUUGGUUCAAUUGUCGUUUGUGUUGAUAUCAACAAACAGGCAAACGAAGCGACUGUGGAUGAAAUAAAAGCAAAAGAUCAGAAAGCUUUUUCGUUCACUUGUGAUUGCAGUAGCAAAGACGAUAUUUAUCGUAUUGCGAAUGAUAUCAAAACGAAUGUUGGAGAAGUGACAAUCCUUAUUAAUAACGCUGGAAUUGUCAGUGGAAAGAAGUUUUUAGAGUGCUCAGAUGGUUUGAUUCAAAAAACCUUUGAAGUGAAUACUUUGGCACAUUGCUGGACAACCAAAGCAUUUCUUCCUGCAAUGAUAGACAACAACCAUGGUCACAUUGUAAGCAUUGCAUCUUCAGCUGGCCUCUUUGGUGUUUCCGGACUGUGUGAUUACUGCAGCUCAAAGUUUGGGGCAUAUGGCUUUAAUGAGUCGUUACAGAUGGAGCUUGCUGCCACUGGGAAACAUGAUGUUCAUACCACAGUUAUUUGUCCAUAUUUCAUAAACACCGGCAUGUUUGAUGGGGCAAAGACAAAAUUUCCAUCACUUCUUCCUAUUGUUGAACCAGACGUGGCAGUAAACAGAAUUAUGAACGCAAUACUAACAAACCAGCGUGUUUUGAUAAUGCCAAGAACUUUGUACAUUUUUCUGAUUCUAAAAAGUUUGCUACCUCAGGUUUCCUAUAUCGCCUUAUCUGAGUUCUUUGGAGCCAGUGCAUCAAUGAAUGAUUUCAAAGGCAGAACAAAUAAAAAGGAAAGUUAAAUGAUGGAAGGAUGAAGUCCUCUGCAUCUAUGAAAUAUGAAUUUGGAUUAUUCAAGCAAUGACUCAUUAUUUACAUGAUAGAGAACGGCCAUGCUAGGAUUGUCAAUAUCGUGUAAUUGGAUUUUUAUAUAAAAAAAAUUUUGAGUACCUUAGGAAUUUUAGACAUAUAUAUCAUUCUUAUUCAAUUUUAACUUGAUAAAUGGCCUUGUUUAUAAGUUUGCAAAGCAUUUUUGCUGGGGCAAAUGGUUAGUACCAAAUUAUUGUUAAUUUUGAAUAAUAAUCAUAAUAAUUUUAAAAUAAUAUAUAUUCAUAUCUUUAGUUAUUAGUUUAUUUUAUCCAAAUCCAUUUUAGUGUAAUUUGAGUUUAAAUAAAUUGUUUUCUACAAUGA